Messenger RNA from Acinonyx jubatus (cheetah), 6986 nucleotides. RefSeq names its product homeodomain interacting protein kinase 2 (gene HIPK2). The record is from RefSeq and is a predicted model, not a curated record. The coding region runs from base 220 to 3996 and encodes 1258 amino acids. Gene Ontology annotation, biological process: smoothened signaling pathway; positive regulation of transcription by RNA polymerase II; intrinsic apoptotic signaling pathway in response to DNA damage by p53 class mediator. The transcript is spliced from 15 exons. Gene Ontology annotation, molecular function: transcription coactivator activity; protein tyrosine kinase activity; protein serine/threonine kinase activity. Lineage: Eukaryota; Metazoa; Chordata; Mammalia; Carnivora; Felidae. Gene Ontology annotation, cellular component: nucleus; cytoplasm; PML body.
CGCAGGGGCCCGGCCUCGGCGGCGGCGGCGGCGGCGGCGCCCGGCCCCCUCCCCCGGCGCCGGCCAAGUGAGGCGGUGAUGCGGGCGCUGGCGGCCCCGGCUGCGCCGAGAGCGGAGACACAGGCUCAAGAUGGCAGAUUCCGACUGAGGCUGGGGGGGCCGAGCUCGCGCGCCGCGUUCCCUUCUCCGUUGCCAUGAACCGCGGACACCCCGGCCCCGAUGGCCCCCGUGUACGAAGGUAUGGCCUCACAUGUGCAAGUCUUCUCCCCUCACACCCUUCAAUCAAGUGCCUUCUGUAGUGUGAAGAAACUGAAAGUGGAGCCGAGUUCCGCCUGGGACAUGACUGGGUACGGCUCCCACAGCAAAGUGUACAGCCAGAGCAAGAACAUCCCGCCUUCUCAGCCAGCCACCACAACCGUCAGCACCUCCUUGCCGAUCCCAAACCCAAGCCUACCUUACGAGCAGACCAUCAUCUUCCCAGGAAGCACCGGGCACAUAGUCGUAACAUCAGCAAGUAGCACUUCUGUCACCGGGCAAGUCCUCGGCGGACCACACAACCUGAUGCGUCGCAGCACUGUGAGCCUUCUCGAUACCUACCAAAAAUGUGGACUCAAGCGUAAGAGUGAGGAGAUUGAGAACACGAGCAGCGUGCAGAUCAUAGAAGAGCAUCCACCCAUGAUUCAGAAUAACGCCAGUGGGGCCACUGUAGCCACUGCCACCACAUCGACUGCCACCUCCAAAAACAGUGGCUCCAACAGCGAGGGUGAUUACCAGCUGGUCCAGCAUGAGGUGCUGUGUUCCAUGACCAACACUUAUGAAGUUUUAGAAUUCCUGGGCCGAGGGACGUUUGGGCAAGUGGUCAAGUGCUGGAAACGGGGCACCAAUGAGAUCGUGGCCAUCAAAAUCCUGAAGAACCACCCGUCAUAUGCCCGGCAGGGUCAGAUCGAGGUGAGCAUCCUGGCCCGCUUGAGCACAGAGAGCGCCGACGACUACAACUUUGUCCGUGCCUACGAGUGUUUCCAGCACAAGAACCACACGUGCUUGGUCUUUGAGAUGUUGGAGCAGAACCUCUAUGACUUUCUGAAGCAGAACAAGUUCAGCCCCUUGCCCCUCAAGUACAUCCGCCCAGUCCUCCAGCAGGUAGCCACAGCCCUGAUGAAGCUGAAAAGCCUCGGUCUCAUCCAUGCCGACCUCAAACCGGAAAACAUCAUGCUGGUAGAUCCGUCUAGGCAGCCGUACAGAGUGAAGGUCAUCGACUUCGGUUCAGCCAGUCACGUGUCCAAGGCUGUGUGUUCCACCUACCUGCAGUCCAGAUACUACAGGGCCCCUGAAAUCAUCCUUGGUCUACCAUUUUGUGAGGCAAUUGAUAUGUGGUCCCUGGGCUGUGUCAUUGCUGAGCUUUUCCUGGGCUGGCCGCUCUAUCCAGGAGCUUCUGAGUAUGAUCAGAUUCGGUAUAUUUCACAAACACAGGGUCUGCCAGCUGAAUAUUUAUUAAGUGCAGGGACAAAGACAACUAGGUUUUUCAACCGUGACACAGAUUCACCGUAUCCUUUGUGGAGGCUGAAGACACCAGAUGACCAUGAAGCAGAGACGGGGAUUAAGUCGAAAGAAGCAAGAAAGUACAUUUUCAACUGUUUAGAUGAUAUGGCCCAGGUGAACAUGACAACGGAUUUGGAAGGGAGUGACAUGUUGGUGGAGAAGGCAGACCGGCGGGAGUUCAUCGACCUGUUAAAGAAGAUGCUGACCAUAGAUGCUGAUAAGAGAAUCACUCCAAUUGAAACCCUGAACCACCCCUUUGUCACCAUGACGCACCUACUCGAUUUUCCCCACAGCACACACGUCAAAUCAUGUUUCCAGAACAUGGAGAUUUGCAAGCGUCGGGUGAAUAUGUAUGACACCGUGAACCAGAGCAAGACCCCUUUCAUCACGCAUGUGGCCCCCAGCACGUCCACCAACCUGACCAUGACUUUCAACAACCAGCUGAACACUGUCCACAACCAGGCUCCCACCUCCACCAGUGCCACUAUUUCCUUAGCCAAUCCCGAAGUCUCCAUACUAAACUACCAAUCUGCACUCUACCAGCCCUCAGCGGCGUCCAUGGCUGCAGUGGCCCAGCGGAGCCUGCCCCUGCAGACGGGAACAGCCCAGAUCUGUGCCCGGCCUGACCCCUUCCAGCAAGCUCUCAUCGUGUGUCCGCCCGGCUUCCAAGGGCUGCAGGCCUCUCCCUCUAAGCACGCUGGCUAUUCCGUGCGAAUGGAGAAUGCGGUUCCCCUCGUCACUCAAGCCCCGGGAGCACAGCCCCUUCAGAUCCAACCAGGUCUGCUGGCCCAGCAGGCCUGGCCAAGUGGGACCCAGCAAAUCCUGCUUCCCCCAGCAUGGCAGCAGCUGACCGGAGUGGCCACCCACACAUCAGUGCAGCACGCGACUGUGAUUCCCGAGACCAUGGCAGGCACCCAGCAGUUGGCCGACUGGAGGAACACCCACGCUCACGGCAGCCAUUACAAUCCCAUCAUGCAGCAGCCUGCGCUAUUGACUGGUCAUGUGACCCUUCCAGCAGCCCAGCCCUUAAAUGUAGGCGUGGCCCACGUGAUGCGGCAGCAGCCAACCAGCACCACCUCCUCCCGGAAGAGUAAGCAGCACCAGUCCUCUGCAAGAAACGUCUCCACCUGUGAGGUGUCCUCCUCGCAGGCCAUCAGCUCCCCUCAGCGGUCCAAGCGCGUCAAGGAGAACACGCCUCCGCGCUGCGCCCUGGUGCACAGCAGCCCCGCCUGCAGCUCCUCCGUCACGUGCGGGUGGGGCGACGGGGCGUCCAGCACCACCAGGGAGCGGCAGCGGCAGACGAUCGUCAUUCCCGACACCCCCAGCCCCACGGUCAGCGUCAUCACCAUCAGCAGCGACACGGACGAGGAGGAGGAACAGAAGCAUGCGCCCACCAGCACCGUCUCCAAGCAGAGAAAAAACGUCAUCAGUUGCGUCACGGUCCACGACUCUCCCUACUCCGACUCCUCCAGCAACACCAGCCCCUACUCCGUGCAGCACCGCACUGGGCACCACGCCAACACCUUUGACACCAAGGGGAGCCUGGAAAAUCACUGCACUGGGAACCCCCGGACUAUCAUCGUGCCACCCCUAAAAACCCAGGCCAGCGAAGUGUUGGUGGAAUGUGAUAGCCUGGGGCCAGUCAACACUGGCCAGCACUCGUCCUACAAGUCCAAGUCCUCCAGCAACGUGACCUCCACCAGCGGUCACUCUUCAGGGAGCUCGUCCGGAGCCAUCGCCUACCGGCAACAGCGGCCGGGACCGCAUUUCCAGCAGCAGCAGCCUCUCAAUCUCAGCCAGCCCUCUCCUGGUGCUUCUCCUCCUCCAGGCUCAGCAGCACAUCACCGCAGAGCGCGCCGGGAGCCACCGCCGGCAGCAGGCCUACAUCACUCCCACGAUGGCUCAGGCCCCGUACUCCUUCCCGCACAACAGCCCCAGCCACGGCACUGUGCACCCCCACCUGGCCGCAGCUGCCGCCGCAGCCCACCUCCCCACCCAGCCCCACCUCUACACCUACACGGCGCCCGCGGCCUUGGGCUCCACCGGCACCGUGGCCCAUCUGGUGGCCUCCCAAGGCUCAGCACGGCACACCGUGCAGCACACUGCCUACCCGGCCAGCAUCGUCCAUCAGGUCCCCGUGAGCAUGGGCCCCCGGGUCCUGCCCUCGCCCACCAUCCACCCGAGUCAGUAUCCAGCCCAGUUUGCCCACCAGACCUACAUCAGCGCCUCUCCAGCCUCCACCGUCUACACUGGAUACCCACUGAGCCCCGCCAAGGUCAACCAGUACCCUUACAUAUAAACACUGGAAGGGGAGGGGAGGGGAGGGAGGAUGGCCAGAGGGGAGGAGGGAGGAGGGGUGAGGUGGGAGCCGGGCUUUUUAUACUGAAGAUGCGGCACACAAACAAUGCAACGGGGCAGGGGGGGCAGGGGGCAGGGACAGACACAGAUGAAACUUGAACUAGGAGGUGGGGGGACUUAGAGCAGAGAAGAGAACGUUUUUAAAAAAGAAGGGAUUGAGGAGGGGGAAAUCUAUGCUUUUUAUUUUAAAAAAGAAAAAGAAAAAAAAGAAAACGUCAGUAACAAAAAACACAGCUCACGAACCCAUUCUGCACCAAACUGGAAAGGAGAAGAAGAGAGCGACGGAAAAUUCUGGAAAUGGGGGGCCCCAGUUUUUGAAGAACUUUAUCUAUGAACUUCUCAAAGAUUAUUUUCAUAUGGCGGCAAGUGACAUUUAAGAAUUUGCUGUCAGGGACACCUGAUGUGGAAAUCCAAUAGAUUUUUAAUUAUGGAACAUAAGAAUUAGGGAUUUUUCCAGAACUCUAAAGGGUCAGCAGCCCUCUAGAAGGUCAGGCCAUGGCCUGAGGAGGCUGAUAUCUGGGGGUUGGUGUGGGGUUGGCAAAAGCCCAGUUCUGGCUCGUUUGUCAGGACUGGAGUGGGGGGUGGCCAGGGCUGACGGAAGACCCCUUAGCAGAGGGCGCAUUUUCUCUUCCUGAGCACUCUGGAUAAAUCCCUAAGCAGUGUUACUCCUCCGGUGUCAUUAAUAAUGUGUGUUGCAAACUUUAGGGGUUUUUUUUCUUUCCUGAAGAUUUAUUUUCUCUUUGAACCAAUCCCUAGUCACGUAGCAUAGGGCUAGUGGUCGUCGCCGACACCCUAGUAGAAUGUAGCAGUCUACACCCGUUUUCUACUUUGUGUUCAACUCCAAUGAUACCAAUAGACUAUUACUCAAUGUAAUUGCACAAAAAAAAAAAAAAAAAGUGGUAUAACAUAGGCAUGUAACCAGUGUGGUGGUCCAGGUGUGUGAGCACGAACGAGUGUGUGUGGGUGUGAGCGUGGAUGCCACCCUCCCUGUGUGUCCCUCGGCGCCGCCAUCACGGUUCUCGCAUCCUUGAUUUUACACCGUUCCCUCCUAGUGCCUUACCGACCGACAGACGCGGUGUGAGGGUUGAUUUCCAUGGUACUCCAAGAAGCUGACUGAGGCGAGUCACAUCACCUCAGCUCUUCUCUUGUGCUGUUGUAGAUUUUACUCUGGUCUUUCCUUGUUUUGUUUUGUUUUGUUUUGAGUUUUAACUUUAUUUUAAUACCUGUUGUCUUUUUUGAGCUGUUUGCUAACAGAGGGGCAUCAGGGAGCUGGCAGGAGCGGGGGGGCACCCGUGGAUCUUGAGAGAGACGUGGGAGAUGGAUGGUGGGUGGACAAAUUUGACUUUUAUCUUGGAGACAAAGAACAAGAGAGACUCCCCACCCUGCACCUUCUCCCCACUCUGCCUUCAGUCCACCAGUGGGGCUGGCUCUAGUGCUGUGGGAGCAGAGGUCCCAGCUGUGUUUGUGGAAAUGUUGGCCUUGCCUGGCGGCUACCUCCCUCCUAACAUGAAAGGGACAGAGGAGAGGAGGCCUGGUACCCAGCCCCAGGCUCUCAGACCCACCCCAUGUUCAUGCACGGCCCUGCCCCUCUCUCUGGUUCCACCAGCUGUGUUUUGCUCUCACGAUUCUGCCAGAUCCCUCCCUCUGUAGACAACCAUCAACCUUUGUUUGCUGCUGAAUCUGUCCUCACAUUACCAGGCCUACCCAAGACUCGACUUUGGCUUUGGUUUUUAGAGGGGUCUGGUGGGCAGAAGGUCGGAGGGACAUUUAGGAGGGUCACCAGGGGGUCUUACACUGCACUUUGGAACACUCCCACGGGCACUUAAGUUUCCAAAGAAAUUUGCCCUUUGCCCUCUUUGCACCUUUGAUACAUUCUGGAAGUUUUCUCAGGCUUUGAACACUGCAGGGGGUGGGGGUGGGGGGGAGUAGGGAGAGCUCCAUUCAUAGCAAAUUAUUCUUGAAUACGUGAAUGUUGGGAGACUCUGUCUGGUCACAGAUGGGGCUCGGAAGGGUGGUCCUAAUUGUCUGAUUCUCGAUGCUGAAUCCUAACCGAUCCCAAAGCCAAGUUUCCAAGGUGCAAAGAGAUGGCUCCUGGUUUUGUCAGUUCAUCCUCACGCUCCCCGCCCCCCUCCACAGUCUCCCCUAACCAUCUACUGUGAACAGUGGUUUUAUAGUGCUAUCCAGCCUGAUUCAGUCAUGAAGCCAAGCCACUACCUUAGCUGUUAGCUGUGAAAUGUAAAAUAACUCUGGAAACUCCCCCUCCCCAACCAUAAAUUCUGCUCAUCUAACAAAGAAAUAGGUCCCCGAACUGGAACCCACUUAGUCCAGGCCUUAGACUGGAAGGAAGGACCCCACGGCCCACUGGAGGCACGCAGGCAGCUCCCAUGUCCCCAGCAGGCAAGCCCAGGACAAGACCCUCUCCUUGUGGAACCACCAACCGAUCGGCCGAUCGAUACUCUUUACCCAGAAGUGAGGAAGUGCUCUCUGUCAGAGACCACAGGGAAAAUGGCCUGUCCGGAGAGAGCGGGGGAAAUGGGAGCCAGGGCCACGCCGGCCUGGAAAGUCCGCCUGCUCCUGACGUGCAGCAGAGCCCCAGAACAUUUCCUCGUGACCAGGGACAGAAGUCUUGGCUGCAGAUGAGACUCUCUUUGCCUUGCUGGGUCACAUCCUGAUCCCCUUGCACAGUCGACUUCCAGCCCUUCCCAGAUCUGAUCUCUUAGGGGCAAAGACAACAUAGCCUUCCAUUUUAAAGAAGCUCGUUUCGUCUACUUAUGUUGGAAGUCUCUUACUCUUUCACCUGAUAUUUUCUUUCUUUUCUUCCAGAUCAGGAAUGAAAGUUCCAUGCUGCUCAUAAAGAUAAUAUUAUUGUACUAAUUAUUUUGGUUAUUACCAUUGUAAUUAUUAUCGUUUUCAUCAUGUUGAUAUUUUAGCUGGGGUUUUAAAUGCACAUUUAUUCCCAGUAUCUUUGUGUUUUCUCUUUAAUAUUUAAACUUAUUUUAUUAUAUCUGUGAGUCUCUGAGUAGGCAGGAAGGACAUAUGGAUGUCCAGUUUUGUUAGACAAAAAAAAAAACAAAAAAAAAAAAUAAAAA